Messenger RNA from Musa acuminata subsp. malaccensis (wild Malaysian banana), 1662 nucleotides. The record is from RefSeq and is a predicted model, not a curated record. NCBI's taxonomy places the organism in Eukaryota, Viridiplantae, Streptophyta, Magnoliopsida, Zingiberales, Musaceae.
UAUUUUACUGCUGUCGAUCAUCAACCACCAGAAUAUGUCCUCGUGGCUUCCUUUCGUGAAGGGUUCAUCAUCUUCGGCGAUCGAUGCGAGAAAUCCCUGGCUUUUGCUUAGGGCUUGCACAAACCGAGCAUCUCUCUCCUUUCUCCUCGUCGUUCAUCAUUUCCGAAACGGUUCGGCGCGAAUCGAAGAACACAUGCUCGCCCGAUAAACAAACAAGAUGUUGAUUUCGGAAUACCGGUAGAUGCAGUUCAUCCUGCCGAAGAAGAUUUGGGUGGAUUGCAUUCGUCUGCGACCUCUAUUGCGAACUUUUGAGUAACGAAGAAGGGAUGAUGAAAGGCUUAAGAUGAUAAAUAGAUCGAGAGAAAAGGAAAUUACGACUAAACAAGAAGGUGUUCCGAGCGAUGACAUACUCUCAGCCACUUCAUCAAGGCUAUGGCCGGGACUGAAGGAAUCGAGAAUCGUGCGUGUUCCUCGUGCGUUCGGAGGAAAAGAUCGGCACAGCAAAGUCAGCACCAUCAGAGGAUUGAGAGACCGGCGUGUUCGGCUUUCGGUCCCGACUGCAAUCCAGUUGUAUGAUCUCCAAGAUAAGCUCGGGGUUAACCAACCCAGUAAGGCGGUGGAUUGGCUGCUGAAUGCUGCACAGCAUGAGAUCGAUAAGCUUCCUCCGCUUCCAUUUCCACCAGCGAGCUUCACACGGUUCUGUGGAUCACUGCCGAUCUCUCAAGGUGCGAAUCUGAGUGGUGCAUGUACGACGGCGGACGAUGUUGCAUGUACGACUCAUAGAAAUGUCAAGUGUGCGGCAGAUGAAAUCGGAGACUGUCACCUGGCAUUGUUCUCUUCAAAGACAAACGAUGAAGGUAUAGGGAAUAAGGUAUUCGAGCCAGUGAAAGUUGCAAGUUUUGCGUUGAGCUCGCGUGCCGGAACAGAUGCUACGGAAGGAGGCAAUUCCAUCAGGGUUAUGGAGGCGGAAAACGAUGGGGUCGGAAGGUAUCAUGCACGAGUUUCAGCUGAUGUCUCUCUUCCGAGGCCUAAUGAUUCUUCACUCGCCGGCUUGGGAAGUAAUGUGAUCUCAUACGAUUCCUGCUAUCACUUGGAUUCUGCAAGCUUGGAUGGAUACUACGAGCAUCAGCUCGGAGGUCAUUCCGUGCCAUCUCCGCUGUCACUGUCUUCGGGAUCUCAGCUAGUCUUUUAUGCAUCCGGAGGAAUGCCAUCAGUGUUUUCACCAUAUAUGACCACUCUAAAUGGCUUAAAUCCGGUGCAGUUGAACCACUUUCAGGCGGCAGCUUCACAAUCGAGUUCGGCCAAUCUUCUUCGGAGUGGCAGCCCAAUAAUGGUGAGACCUUCACACCCAAGGUCGUCAUCCGAUCACCACAAUCCUUACAAUCAUCAACCAAACUAGCUGAUAUCUUUCGGUGCAAGCGAGAGCAGCCAGGCGAUCCAUGUCAAGCAUGUCAUGCAAACAAACUGUCGAUAAGAACAGCUUCAGAUGUCAGGCGUUUUGUUCCUCUGUGUGGUUGUCAUAUCCAACCCAGUUGCUUUGUCUUUCAUAACCGGUAGAUCUCGAGUGUGGAUAUUCUAGAUGUAUCCCAUUUGCUAUUUAGUGUUCUUCGCUCAAAUCAAGGACAACUCCAUGUCCACAUGCAUUAUGCAGAAUGAUUUUUA